Pygocentrus nattereri (red-bellied piranha) is the source of this 2462-nucleotide messenger RNA. Its product is annotated as protein phosphatase 1 regulatory subunit 36. Gene Ontology annotation, molecular function: phosphatase binding. Gene Ontology annotation, biological process: negative regulation of phosphatase activity. Bases 355 to 1737 code for a protein of 460 amino acids. Lineage: Eukaryota; Metazoa; Chordata; Actinopteri; Characiformes; Serrasalmidae. The transcript has 11 exons. The record is from RefSeq and is a predicted model, not a curated record.
UCAGUUUUUCAGGGUUUGUCAAAAAACAAUCCACGUCUCAUUUCACGCCGUUUCUCGAGACUGCAGGCUGUUAUUAACAAUCUGAGCGGACAGACCGCGAUGCACUAUCGCUAAAUUAAAACAACACGCUCUAUCACUAGCGUUUGCUUAAUUUUAAGUAUAACAACAAUAUAACGAUGUGGCAAUGAUACAAUGUGACAGAUAUAAAACGGAAAAAUUGCUGUAAUAAAUGUUACGAUCACAGUUAAAGUCGCUAUGCGCAGUAGAGCUUUUGGUCUGAUUGGCUGUUGCUAGGAUACCAGCUGUCGGCGUCCCAGUGUAAACAAAUUCAGGUCAUUUGGAGUUUCUGAGGAGAUGCCUGAAGUGCAAAGUUUCGAGAAGAUGCCAAAACAGCUCAAGGAAACGAUGAGUUUACCACCUCCUGGGAGAUGGAGCUGGAAAGAUGAAACUCAAACCCUGGAGUUUGUUUGUUUUAAUACAUCUGUGGAGACUAAAAAGAAGAGAAAAAAGACAACAUCUACAUAUCAAGAGUCUUUUAGGAAGCAUCUAGAAAGGAUCUCACAAUGCAAGCCGUCAGCCAGAGGAGGGCACUGUGGUCUCAGGAAAACUGUGGGUCCAGCUGAGCUGAAUGCCUACAAGUCUGCUGUCAAACGUUCACAGAGGGACUCAGUUACAAUCGAGCACGUUAAACAGGUUGCAGUCUCAUUAGUGCAGGAAAAUGAAGCACUGCCCAUUCCACUUUGCUUUAUGACUGUGAUAAAGAGUCGAGAGAUUGAUGACCUCCUGGCCAGUCUCUUGUUGUACCUCUACUACCACUUGGAGAAGAAAGCUCUGGAGGAGUGGCCCAAGCCCCGCAUGGCGGAGCAGAGUGUGACGGAGAGGCAGGUGAUGGCAGAGACUAGUGCUAAAUUGGACCUGGCCAAGAAGCAUCUGGCCUUCUGUUACUCCAGUCUGGUGUUGGGAGUGGGCCUGUCGCAACAUCAUCACAUGGCCUGUGGCAGGAGCAGGGUGUCAUCCACUUACAGAGACAGGCAGCUCUAUGAGUGUCUGUACAGCUUCUUCAGCUAUGUGGCAUGGGUUACCUUUGGAAGGAGGGACCUGAAGGGAAUCCAGGCUGAGAUUGGUCGCUUGUUCCGAUCUGACACCUUUAAUCCUGCCCUGAGGAUUGAAAAGCAGGAGCCGGAGCAGGACGAGGAGGAGCAAGAGAUCACCCAGACAGAGGGCCAGUCUGAGCCUGGGGAGUCCAGACAAACUGUCCCAGCCAACAGGAAAUCUAAGCAGCGGCCAGCUCGGGGCAACAUUCUGACCCAGCGCUCACCCCUCAUGGUGUCCCUUCUUCCUUCCCCGAAAGAAAAAGCCCCUCAUUUGUUCCAGAGAUCCUUCAGCCACACACAGCAGCCACCUAAACUUAGAGAGGCUGAGGUUCUGAUGGAAGAGCUCAGUCAACAGUUAGCCUCGCUCAGCUUUGGUGUACUGGGAAAGCCUCUGAGCCAGUUUAGCUGCACCACACUGAUGCCUCAUGGAGCAGAGGAUGAGGGUGAAGAGGGAGACAAUGAAGAUAACACUGAGGAAGAUGAAAAUGAAAACACAGUGCAGUAUGAAGCACAUAUUAUGGAGGGCAAGACCUCCUUCAUUGUCCAGAGAUCCACCACAGCAUCAGCAGGCAAACGCAGCAGCCUAAGCCGGGCUAACGCUUCCAGAGCCACCACAGAGGUGCUGUCAUCAGACACCGACUGACCAUCACUGCUGUGUGUUUGUGUGUGGUGUGUCCAAUUGUCUACAUGAAACCUUAAAUAAUAUUUUACAUGAAACGUAAAGAUGGAGUUAUUACUUGGUUAUUAAGUCAAUAACUCAAUAAUAAAACAAUAAGCCACGAAAGCCUGUGCAUCACUACUAAUUUAUUAUGAUUUUAUCACUCCCCCAUGAUAAAACCGCAGUAAUGCACAGCCUCAACUGGCUUAUUGCUUUUAUAAAACCAGCAGCCAACAUAAAAUAUGAUAAAAUACACUAUUUUUAAACUUUUUGUCAUAUAACAAUAAACAUAUGAUAACACGGCACUGUUAAAUACAAAAAUGUUCGCUUUAUAAGUACUUUUUGGGCACAAAAUGACCACUGCGAAUCUUAUUUAGUCCAGUGGUGUACCUCUUCUCGUUCUGGGGCUGAAUCUGAAAGCUGUUCUAGAUCAGGCUGGAUCUAGUUAAGAACACAAGUUGUAAGCCCCUCAGUUUAAAUGAAACUUCAUCAUUAUACUCAAUGUUAGUCAAUAUGAGCAGCAUGAGAGUCAUAGAUAAUUCCAUUAACAGCACAAGAGAUUUUUUCUGCCAUGGCAUAGUAAUGCACAAUUCAGUAAGUCACAAUUCAGCGGAAAGUCAUAGGUGUGCAUAUAUCGUAUCAGCCAAUCAGAUUUAAGGAAUGGAACUAUCCAUUGUAUAAUAGAAGUUUUGGAAUGUUAAGGGAUUUAA